Molecule: messenger RNA, 5150 nt
Organism: Microcebus murinus (gray mouse lemur)
Lineage: Eukaryota; Metazoa; Chordata; Mammalia; Primates; Cheirogaleidae
Source: RefSeq, a predicted model, not a curated record
GCCCAGGCUUGUCUUGAGCUCCUGGCCUCAAGCUAUCCUCCCUGCUCAGACUCCCAAAGUGCUAGGAUUAUAGCCCUGAGCCACAGCACCCACCACCGUCCUGUUUUGAAGGCUAACCAUUCCCUGGGCACCUGGAAACUUGCUUCUCAUGCAUUUCACGAUGGCCCGUGGGGACAAGUGCAACGAUGUCCCCAUUUCAUAGAUGAGAUAACUAAGGCCCUGAGAGGUGAAAUGACUCUCUCAGGGUACCACAGCUGCCUGGCAUUUGUGCCAGGGUCUGAACAUGAUCUUGUAGUCAUUUUGAGAAAGGAAGCAAGUUGCUUUGGUAACAUAUGCAUGUGCCUAUCCCCACCCCCCGCCCCUGUCGUGUUAUUUCCUCAAUUAAUGUCUCCCUCCUGGAGGAGCUGCGCCAAGGCUGACCGGCUGCUGAGCAGCUGCUGUUCUCUAGGGGCUCCGCUAGGUGCUUGUGAGUUGUGAGCAGAGGGUGGUUUUGUGGUUUUUUUGGUUUUCUGCCUUGUCUAUUUUUAACCUUCACCGCAAUCUUUAAGCAGCUACCGUUAUCCCCACUUCGCAGAUGGGGAAACUGAGACACAGAGAGGUCACGUAGCUAGUGAUCUGCAGAGCUGGGGCUCAGACCCAGGAGGCCGCCAUUAGAGAACGGGAAAGAGGCCAGGCGAGUGCACCCACGGGGGUGACGUCAGCACGUGGCCCAGAAGCCCUGGCUGGCGGCCAGGUUCCUGUGACACUUCCUCCACGGGGUGGACACACGGCCCUGGUCAGAGGGCCUCAGUGACCGGCUCUAACUGGCUUUUCCUGCCUUACUCCCUGGCUGAUUUUACUCUGUGACCCACUGGUCAGCCACACCUGCUUUGUUCCAUGACUUCUGUUUUCAGACGUGGUAGCCGGGGGCUCGGGGACUCGGGGGCCAGGGCAGCCCGCCCCUCGGGCUAGCCCUCCACCCACAUCUCUGACUCCCCUCUCCUUUGGGGCCGGCAGGGCGGGGCUCCCUGUGGGGCAGACUGUUCGGAAUCACAACUCUGUGGGAGGAGGGGGAGAGGCCAGGUGCGAGGCAGCCGGGCGGGGCCACAGCCGCAGGGCAGGUUGGCGGUGCGGCUGGCGCUGCCAGGUCCUGUAACUGCUCUUCGCCCGCGCCCGCACCCGCAAGUGCUCCAGCCGUGCGUGCGCCAGGGCUGCCAGGGCUGCCAGCCCCGGCCGCGCAUCACAAACCAGCCGUCCACUCCCCCACGAACCCAGACGCCCAGAGAACCUCUGAUCGGGAAGGAAGCCCAGACGGCAGAGACUGGGUCACUGUCCCGGAAGGUGACCCAGGUUUUCCUGGAAAGGCCCGCUGGGCACCCCCUCGGGGUUCUUGGCAGCAGAGUCUUGCUGGUGACAGGCUGGGCCACCUCUCCCCGGGCGCUGACUCCCAGCUGCCGCCUCUACCCUGUGCCCGCCCCUCCUCACCUCCUGGCACAGAAGCUGGUUUCCAAUUUUUUUAAAAUUAUGUGACGUGAUGGUUUUGAUUCUUGAGAGCUUCCCCGGGAGGCCCGGUGGCCAUUUGGAGCGUUCUUCCUCGAAUUUCACGGGGUCCCACCAGGGGCUCCUGCAACUCAGACCAGGAAACAGACGCACAUGCCGACCGGCCAAGGAGGGGCUGUGCCCCGCCCAGGUCAACUGGGCAGACCUCUGUCCCAGCAGAGGACAAAGCCACCCAUUCAUUCAUUCAGCCAGUCACUCAUUCAACUGCCAUUCCCUGAGCACCUACUGUGUGCCUGGCACUGUGCUAGGCACUGAAGGUGUGACAGUGAAUGAGGCAAGCACAGCAGGGGAUCCUUGGGGACAUUCUGCGGGGGAACCCCACACUAGCAGCAUCCUGCCCACUCUAGGACCUGGAGGACAGCUUCCCAAAGGAGAUGGUGUCUGAGCGAGACCUGGAGGUUGAGUAGACGUUGGACAGGUGGGGCGGGGGGAAGAGUGUUUCUGACAGAGGGAACAGCAUGUGCAAGGGCCCUGGGGUGAGCGGGACCAAAGGGAACACGGAUGGGCUGGCACUUAGGGAAGCUGGGGUGGGUGGAGACGAGGCCGGGUGGUCACAUAGCCGGGUCUGCCGCUGAGCGCAGGGCUCCCUGGAGGGAACCCGACUGGAGCUGGGGCUGGUCGCUGCCAUCCGGGAGAUGGUGAGCGGAAGGGGUGGUGGGCAGAGAAGAGGGCAGUGCAGGGUACAGAGAGAUCCAGGAAUGGUUUUCCAGGACUCCAGGAUCGGGCAUCGGGGAAAGACCUGUUUCUGGAUGUCUGUCAGGUCCUGGCUUGGACAAACGGCGACCCCACCGGGCUAGAGGCAGGAGGGCGGGUGGGCAGAUUCCCGGGGCGGGGGGAUGGGAGGACACAGGGCAGGCGUCCCGCAGGACCUGGCCUUGCUCUCCCGGCCUCUCUCCAUCGUCCUGCUCCGUCCUUCCACCCGCUACUCCACCUCCCUCCCAUUCCCACACCGGGAGGCUCGCCAGGCCCAGCACCUCCUCUGGCCGCCAGCCUGUCAGCCAGGGUCCCUCCCGCCUACCCAGACGCCCCUCUCUGCUGCUGCUGCCGGCGUCCGCUCCGGACUUUGCCCGCCUCCUCUGCCUUCCACAGCCUCCAGCCCAGGCUCCACCUUGGGGGCCCUGGAGCCCCAAUUCCUCCCUCUGCCCCCUCUCCCUGUCCCAGGCCACCUUGAACAGAAGAUCCUGCAGGUGCUACGGGAAGCCGGGUCCCCUGUGAAGGCCGCCCAGCUGGUGAAGAAAUGCCAAGUGUCCAAGAAGGAGCUCAACCAAGUCCUCUACCGAAUGAAGAGCGAGUCGAAAGUCUCCCUGGCGGGCCCUGCCACGUGGCGCUUGGAAGAGGCUGGGGCUGCAGACACGGCCCUUGCACUGCUGGCCCCGCCAUCCCAGGCCAAGAGCCCCCCGGAAGGCGCAGCUGGAGUUCCGAAGAAGCCUGGCCCUCAGCUCAGUGACCAACAGGAAGAGAUCUACAGGUUCCUGGAAGACGAGGGACCCCACAAUGCCCUGGGCAUCGCCCAGGCCCUGGGCCUGAGGACCGCAAAAGAUGUCAACCCAGACUUGUACAAGAUGAAGAGCAAGCACCUUCUGGACUUCAACGAGAAGUUAAAAUUGUGGGCGAUUUAUCGACCAGAAGAUUCUGGAAGAAGAAAUCAGCUCACUGCAAGAGACUCUGGAGGGAGAAAUCAGUCCACUGCAAUCAUGAAGCAGCAAAGCCCGGUCAUCAUGAUCCACCAGCACGGGAUGAACAGCCACAUUUCCAUUGCGAACUCCCACAACACUCAGAUCGGAUAUGGGAACGUCAUAACAGGAGGGGUUGCCCCCGGGGAAAGCGGUUCCACGGCUCCCCGAUACCUCCCUCCAGCGGCGCCAGGUGACUCCUCGGCUCUCGGUGCCUGGGCGCCCCAGGACAUCCACAUGGAGCGGUCCGUGCUCAGACAGGUGCAGCUGGGACACGACAACGAGCUGCACGUCCACAGCACCCCGUCCGAGGGCUCCAACCACAUCCCCUCAGGCAGCCCUCCAGUCUCUGCCACCACCGAGGGCCUGGGAGCUUCAUUUGAAGCGCAAAUGCCCAGCCCAGGACCUCACGCCCCCGAGGGGGAGGCGGCCCAGAGAGUCCACAUCAGGUCCUGCUUCCUCGAGGCCGCUGCCAUCGGCAACAGCAACAGAAUGACCGUCAGCCUAGUGGCGGGGGCCAGAGAUGGGGAGCCGGAGGAGGACGCAGGUGAGCCGGAGGAGGACGCAGAGCCUGCUCCCGAAGCCUCACCCUCCGGGAGUGCUUUCCGUGGAGACGCGGGGCAGGCCGGCCCUGGCGUCGUCUCGACGAUCACCCCACGGCUGGAAGCUGUGACCCUCGGAAACAGAGACCCUGAACCCGCAGAACGCAGUUGCCGGGUGGCGGAACCCCGGGCUGGGGGAGCCAGGGAGGGGACGGGGCUUACGGCAGACGGCCUGGGGCCGGACUCGCUCAGGAAGAGGCCAGGCCCCGGCGAAGGCAGGGCACCCUGGCCCGGUGCGCUCUGAUUCCGGGCGGCUCUGGGGCCUGCUUGCUUCCCGACCUCAGCCAGCAGGAGUGGCUUUCAGGGCCGGGCCUGCGUGGGCUGGGCUCAGGCCCGGACUCCUGGUGACCGGGCACGGACCUACAGGGGCCGCCUUGGGGGACACUUGGUGUGCGGAGAGGAGGUGGCCAGGCAGCAGUGGCCUCUCUCUCCUGCCCGGGCCCGGGUCCCUGCCCUGAGCUGCCUUCCACUGUGGCUCCCGCUGUGGUUUGAAUGUUGGCGUCCCUACAGAACUCACGUUGCAACUGAUCCGCAGUGCAGGGACGUUAAGAGGGGAGGAGAUCUGGGAGGCGAUGACGUCGGGAGGGCUCUGCUCUCAAGAAUGCGGUGGGCGCGCUUACCAAAGGGCUGGGGGCCGGGGAGCCCCUUGCCCCGCCGCCCUGAGGACGCAGCAGCAAGGCGCCUUCUUUGAAGCUGGGGCCUGCUAGCGCCAAACAUUCACGCUGCUGGCACCUGAUCUUGGCCUUCGCAGCCUCCAAACUGUGAGCGGACGGUCCUGCGGUUUGUGAGUUACCAGGCGGGAGGCAUCUCGCCACGGCAGCCUCAGCCGAGGACUCUGCCCGCUCUCCUCCGCGCUCCACGCCCGACUUCCCCAAGGCCCCUCAGGGCCUCCCCACCUCUUUACCACCUGGCCUUUCUAGAGUCUUCUCUCCACAGUCUUGUUCUCUCUCGGGAUUUCUUAGCCCCGCUUCCAGAGAGCGAAUUCCUCCCCCACCUCCAGGCCCUGCUGGAAGUCACGGGCGGGCCCACGGGUCAGGUGACCUCCCCUGGCCAAUCAGCAGGGAGCACUUGCUCCAGCCCGGCAGCGAUGCCUGUCCUGAGGCCCCCAGGAGGGGUGCGGGCUCCUCGAUAUUUCCAGAAGUAGGGGUGGGGGUGAGGGCCUGGGGCGCCUCGGGGAGGGUGAGGGGAGGAAGAUGCAGAAGGAUGGAGGAAGGUGGUGAUCGCCAGGCAGGGCGGUCAUGGAACAAGGACGGCCUCCUCCCUGCACACGUGCACACACACGUGCACACACGGACAGACAUGCAUACACAUGCACACACACGCACGUGUGCACACA